AUGUCGGAACAAAACGUUAACACAAAUAAAUACAAUGAAGUGCGAAGUAUCUUUAAAUACGACAUCGAUAUAUAUAAUGCGUUGUAUCAGCUUAAAACCGAAAAUGAAGAAGAUUUCAACUCAAUUUACAAACUGAUCAAAACAGAAUUGAUUGAUUCAAAGAAAUACCCACCAAAAAGGAUUAUGGAUGACAUUUUAAAUAUCAUUACAUAUAAUAAUCGCUAUACAAAUUCAUAUUUAUCUCUUGCCAAACUUAUAUCUGAUGAUUAUCGUGUUACAGAGACCAACAAGGUUAAAAUUAUAUCAUACUUCCUGUUUUAUAAAGAAUAUGGAAUUAAAUUAGACAAAUCUGAUGAUUUCGAAAAAAUUUUCUCAGAAAAUCUGGAUAUUCAUACAGAAAAUACAGUUUACAGAGCAAUUAUGAAUAAUGACCUAAAAUCAUUUAUACAAUUCACUGAAAGAGACGGAUUUGAUAAAAAUCAAACACUUGAAAGUAGUUUAUAUCCAUAUACUAAAGAAGGAUAUUCAUUACUUGAAUUAUGUUGUUACCAUGGAGCAGUUGAUUGUUUCAAGUUAUUAAGAACGAAAUUCAGCUCAGAAAUAACUGAAAUAUGUCUACAAUUUUCAUUUUUAGGUGGAAAUCCAGAGAUCAUGAGUGAAUGUUUGAAACAUCAAAAACCAAAUGAAAAGUGA
This is a messenger RNA of Trichomonas vaginalis G3, 693 nucleotides long. Its product is annotated as protein of unknown function (DUF3447). NCBI's taxonomy places the organism in Eukaryota, Parabasalia, Trichomonadida, Trichomonadidae. The transcript has a single exon. The record is from RefSeq and is a predicted model, not a curated record. Bases 1 to 693 code for a protein of 230 amino acids.